Schizosaccharomyces cryophilus OY26 is the source of this 762-nucleotide messenger RNA. Its product is annotated as U4/U6 X U5 tri-snRNP complex subunit Snu23. Gene Ontology annotation, molecular function: zinc ion binding; nucleic acid binding. The record is from RefSeq and is a predicted model, not a curated record. The transcript is spliced from 2 exons. Gene Ontology annotation, cellular component: spliceosomal complex; U4/U6 x U5 tri-snRNP complex. Gene Ontology annotation, biological process: mRNA splicing, via spliceosome. NCBI's taxonomy places the organism in Eukaryota, Fungi, Ascomycota, Schizosaccharomycetes, Schizosaccharomycetales, Schizosaccharomycetaceae. Bases 106 to 636 code for a protein of 176 amino acids.
CUCUUCUCAAAGCAUAGAACUGGGACAGAUCAAAUGGUCUUUGUUGAGGGCUUUUUUAACCAUAUUUCUUUAUACAAGCCGUAAAAUAGAUGAACGGAAACUGAAAUGGAGCAUCAGCGUAAAUCUAUGGCUUUACAGCAACCUACACGAAGCCGGCAACCAAAAAUCGUGGGAGCUCGAUCAGAAAGCGUAGGCGUUGAAAAAGACAUCAAUAAAGUAAAGAUUGUUCCUGCAAACGCUUCGUUUGGAAGGCGUGGACAUGGUGCUGGUUGGUAUUGUGAAGCAUGCAAUGAGACAUAUAAGGAUUCGCUUAGCUGGAUCGAGCAUUUAAAUAGUACACAACAUUUGCGAAAAACUCGUACUGUUGUGACUGAUAAACGUGCAACUUUAGAAGAAGUUAAAGAAAGAAUGGAAUAUUGGCGCGAACAAUUGCUACAGCCACAGGUUGGAUCUAGAGAAUACAAUCUGCGAGAGCGUACAGAUGCCUAUAAACAAGAACUGCGGAAACAAAAACUGGAGAAGCAAGCCAAAAAAGAACAGCAGGCAAAACAAAAAAUGAAGGAACCAUCAGAAUCAGAUAACUCUGAAUUGGCUAACAUAAUGGGAAUCCGUGGCUUUGGAUCUACUAGCAUUUAAUCAAACAUCUUAAAAUACAAGAUAAAUGUAAUCAUCAAUUCAAUAGUAUCUACAUGUGUUUUCCUAUAUUAUAUAUUUUUAUUUUUUGAUUUGCUCUCGCUAAUAUUAUACUUCAGGGAUGUGGGG